AUGAAGACAAGACAACAACAUGUGGCAAAGACCUACAAAGUAGAGUCGGGCCAGAAACAGUUGAUCGAACUACUCUUGAAUGCUCCCGAAGAUAGGAUGUUUCAGUAUAUCAUGCCAAUCCAAGAAUGGCCAUUUGAUAUUGAUGACAUCAGUCAUUGGAAUGACCUGUUAGAGCGCUUUCAAGAUAUAACUCAUCGAAUCAUUCAUAAAUAUACACCUCCGUCCAUUAGUGAGCUCAUGCAACAGCAGCAACAGAGUGCCCACAACAAGAAUGCGUCACAGCCACAUGGACCUCCCUCAUCCUAUAUUCCCGUUCUGAUGCCACUGCCCGAGCAGGCCGCCGAGUUCAAAGUCGACAAAGACAACCUGAUGCAGUUGCUCAAGUUCCUCAAGUUGUUGCUCUCCAAUUGCAACAACAGUCAUCUCUUCCACUCAUCCGAGGAACUACUUCAACUAUUCUCAUUCAAUGACUAUGACGUCAACAGUGAGAUAUUGAAGAUACUAUAUAUACUUUUGUCGGUGCCGAAAUACAUCAGAGAGAACGAAUACUUUAUCCACAAUCAUUUGAAUCCUAGACUGAAGGUCUUUGCUACAGGCUUCCCCGAGAAUCAUCUCGACCUCCUCUCCUGCUGUUCCAACGAGCUUGUUAUACCAUCAUCUGUUACAAGCUUUAAUGUAGAGUUCUAUGAACGUACGGACAAUAUUGGUACAUACGCCACAGCCAUUGACAAUGCGAGUAAGAUAUCUGUGAGACUGGACAACGUCGACAGCAACCCUGACUCGGCGUUUGAUAUUGCCUACAAGGGCCUGUUUGCCAAGUACUCAUUGUUUGAGGAGGAUCAGUUCCACAUCUUCUAUCGCAUCUCGCUGGCCAAGCAGUUUGGCGUGGUGGAGCAGCGCCACAAGUGGCUGCAGAUGCGUCUGAUGUCCAUCAACGCGCUCUAUCACACCACCGAGCAGGCCUACCACACACAGAUCAUGGUGGAGGAGCCCGACUUUGUAAACGAGCUGCUGGAGCUGCUCCGACGACACAUGGUCGUGCCACAGGACGUGCUGGUCGCGGCCGUCUACGCACUCUCUUCCAUCUCACCUUCGUUCCUCAACGGUGUGCUGUCCAACACACUCAACUCGGCUCUGUCGCAGGGCUUCUUCCAGUCGAUCGUGCGCAAGUGUGUGGCCGUCAUCACAGGCAAGGUGCCCGCCGAGCACCCAUUCAGCGUCAACUUUAUCAAGUCAAUAUUCAACCUAUUGUUCACCAUCUCCUCGCUGAACAAGGCGAUCUUGCACAAUUCGGGCAUCUUCCAGUCGCUGCUGCCCAUGCUCAAGCUGCACACCACGGUGGUCAGCACGAUCAACUUCCAGCUGGCGACGUACCGCAUCGUCGAGAUGAUGCUCUUCUUCAAGACACUUAACAUUGAGAUCUUUGGCGAGUCAGACAACUUGCGCGAGUUCAUUCAGGGUCUCGGCAAUGAGAUUGACUACAUGAUCGCACAUCCAUACGUCGUCGACAAGAAGGAGGACAUGGUGGUCGAGUGCAGCAUCGCUCGGCCCACCUAUGGCGUCGACAAGCAUCGCUUCAAGAAGCCACCAUUUGCCAUCAGCAGCAGCAGCACCGCGCCAGCGUGGAAACCCAAGCAACAGUUGGGUGGCGCAUUCGACGAGACUCAAGUGGACAAGCGACUUUUCGAGGCCAACUACCCACUGCUGGUGACCAACAGGAAGAUGUCACUGGUGGUUGAGAUGUUGCACACGCUGAUACCAAUUGUCAGCUCGAACGGUGUGCCAAGGACCAUACUCAAUCAGAUCAUCGACGGCUCCAUCGCCGGACUGAAGCGUAUCUUUGAGAACCACAGCAGCUUCUCGCCAAUGAUCCUGCUGCAGGCCAUCAUGCUGCCGACUCGCCUCAUCCAGAAUGAGCCGACCUGCUUCACGGCGCUGCAGAGCAGCGGCCUGAUCGGUGCGCUGUUUGACUACAUCACCAACAACGAGCUGCCCAGCGAACUGAUCUUUGUGAUCACCAACGUGCUCAACUCAUUCUGUCUGAACUCGGCGUUCAAGCAGGUGUUGCUCGAUUCACACUUCCUCGAGAAGUACAUAUCAGUGUUCUCCAACCCCAAGUACUCGAUCAACAAUCGCACAUCCAGUCCAGUGGCCGUAGGCCUGGUCGAACUCAUCCGCCACCACAACGAGAUGCGCCCAAUCAUCAUUGACUCGUUUGUCAAGUUGCUCGAUGAUGUCCUCGCUCUGGACUUUGAGGGGGACAAGACCACGGUCAAGACCGUGUGUACUACAGUCGUCAGCCUGCUGACCGUGUUCUUCCGUGACGGCAGCGCCGUCGACAAUGAGCGUGCGUUCAUCCAGAAGGGCGGUCUUGACAAGCUGGUACAGAUCUUCUCUCACCCAAGCUGUCCUACCAAGAGCUUUGUUGUCUUCAAGGAGCUUAGCGUGAACAACACAUCGGCUGUUCUAAAGGAGAUCAUCAAGCAACUCAAUCUGCAGUUUGGCGAGUUGGACCAGCUGUGCGGCUGGCGCACAUCGCGUAUAGUGCGCGAUUGGGUCGAGCAGGAGGUGCAGAACAAGGACAAGAUUCAUCGCUCGAUCCGCAUCAUUGGCUCAUUGGUACAGAUACUCACUAGUCUCAUCCGCGACCAUCCCGAGGACAUUCCCAUCUCUGUCCUGGACGAGUGGGCUGUUGAGGCCGGCAUUGCUGCCAGCUCCUCACUCAGCGCGCUCCAACGCGCACUCUAUUGGGAGAUGGUCAUUGGAAACAAUUCACUGUUAUCGGCUCCCAUCUCAAAGCGAUCGGCACUAUCACCCAAGCAACCUGUUGCCGUGGUCGCCGAGCCACCCGCGCCCGUCGCUGCCGCUGGCGGUGAUGUUGAGAUGUCCACCGCUUCUUCUUCAUCAUCUUCGUCCGUCACCAAUGUCACUGAGCAACACGAAUUCCUGUUCAACAGCCAGAUCGCAGACUUGGAGUAUCUGUCGCACUACUUUGUCGACUGCCUCAAUCCCCAGAACAAGCGCGAGUCACUCACCGAGGCCAAGUCUGAGGUGUUCAUCAAGAACAUCGCCACCAACCUGUUCAAUUGGCUUGCAUGGCGCCCAGAGGAUGACGACCCUUCCCUGGGUCUGUGCACCAAGUACACCGGUCACGUGAUGGAGGAGAUCUCCAAACUGUUGUUUGCCCACCUCAUCAACAGCCUGCACAGCCUGGGUUUCUACGAGAAGUUCUUUGCCAUUGUACAUGAACUGCUGGCGCAAUACCAAGGCGAGUCAAGCGAUCUACACACACCACUCACAAACUGUGGCCGCAUCAUCAAUGUCACUGUUCACGCUCUGACACUCAAGGCUCAGACCGCGCCAGUCAAGUUGAUGGCCGAGCGCGUGCUGCCCACAGUGCUGGGCGAGGUGGCCAAGAUCUGGGGCAUGCCCCAAUUGGCCCAGUACCCUCUGAAAAAGGACGUGCUCGAGGCGAUCUACAACUUUUUGAACAAGCCAGAGGACCAGCCACUCGUAGAGAGACGGCCGGCCAAGCCAGCGCCGCAAGUGUUUGUACCAAGCGAGGCGGCUGUGUCUCUCCUGCAGGACAUGGGCUUCCUCCGUGAGCACAUCGUCAAGGGCAUGAAGACCCUACAAUCAAACAACGUGGAGCAGGUCACAGACUGGAUGUUGAACCAUCCAUAUGUCCCAGAGGACGAGCCACCCAAGGCCACCGAGGCCGCACAGCCAGCAGUGGCAACACCACCAGCACCCAAAGAGAAGGAAAAGACGUCCCUCGAGACAUUGGCGCUCGAGAUCAAGCCGACAUUGUUGGAGCGAUCGCUCUCGUUGCUGACUGGCAGCGUUGUCGAGGACUUGCCACUAUGUGAGAGUGUCUACCGAAUGCUGGUCUUUAUCACCAAGGAUUGUAAGACACCAGAGGCCAAGGAGAUGAUUGUCGACCGCCUUAUGAAGGAGGUUCAGCUUGCCUUUGGAGACUUCUCGAUCGCAAACGCCAAGCAGCUCGUGGCCUACUUCAAGAUUACCCAGCGCCUGAACGAACUACCCGACGUCCACGGCAUGUACAUAGACAAGGGCUUCCUGAUGAUUCUCGUUGGCUACCUCGCAGACCUACUGCAUAACAAGUCAACAGUCAUCUUCCCCACCACCACCAUCAGCGACGACAACAACAACAACAACAAUGCGGAUACACAACAGCAAUGGCAGAGCUAUUUGAACAGCUUGUUGCUGCUAAUCAUUGACAUGGUCAGACUUGGCUCGAUCAAGCCCAACACGUUUGAAUUUGACGAGGAAUUCAAGAAGGACGAGUCUGUGGACCCCGAGCUCAACAUGCUUCUGGACAGCUGCAUCAGCCUGCUCAAGGUGCCGCCAUCGAUCAUCGAUCUGACCCUGCUGCGGCUGACCAAGGAGCUGACAAAGAGACACGCGCUUGCCCUCCAAUUCCUCGAGGAGGACGGUCUCACCCUUCUCUUUGCCAAGGUUUACGCCCCAAGCAACAUUCGUGAUGCGCAGCCAAUCGCCAACGCCAUUGUUCGACAGAUAUUGGAGGACAAGGGCACUAUGCUCAGGGCCGACCAUACAUUGAUCAAGAACACACUUGGCUCAAACAGGAGCACCAAGGGCAUGGCCACAAAGACAUUCUUGACCUCGUUAGCCAAGAACGUUGCACAGAACCCCGUGGUGUUCUUGCGUGCCAGUGCUGACCUGUGCCGUCUGAGCCAGAGCAGUACCCUGGCGCUGGCAAAGACCCCAACGAUCACAACCACCGACAGCUACGAUGCCACCCACAUCUUUAAGGUGUCCGAAUUUUUGAUCAAGGCACUGCUGGCCAAGGACUCGGUUCCUACACCAGCUCCAACCACAACAACAGGCGGCGAGCAAAAGAGACAGAGCACAAUGAGCACAUCGCGAGCUGCGGCCAAGGCAAAAUUUGACAACAAGGUGCAGCUUGAAGUAAACGAGUCCAAGACAUUGUACACCAAGGCCAGCAUCUUGAACUUGUUGGAGGAGCUCAAUAUCAACAAUAGUGUAUUCCUUCAAAACGUUCUGACAUAUCCCGAGGAGGACAUCUUGCAGUAUACCAUGGACAACUUCUUGGUACCCGCGCCUAGUGACGGCCCCGCCAUGCACACGCACCACGCCUCAAUUCGCUUCAUCCUCUCGCUGUUUGGCAGCCAGAUUGGCCGUAACCUAGUGAUUGAUUUCAUCUCGAGAGACCUGACCAAGGCAAAGGGCGAGUACAUUCUCACGCACGACAAGGCCGUCCAGAAUCGUAUCGUUUACCUCGUCAACCUCGUGGCGGUCAUUCUCAACCUGCAACCACAUGCGUACACCAACGAGCUGUACCGCCUGAUGGUCGAGCAUGACAUGAUCAACCUGCUGCUAGAGGUGUUGGGUGCCAUCGACAUGAGCACCAACAACGCGUCGGUCAUGGUGAUCACCAUGCUGCAGACAAUCGGUCAUCUUACCAAGUACGCAUCCAACCCCGACAAGGACAAGGAGAAGGACGAGGGUCGCCUCAACAUCUUUGAGCUUCCCCUGUCCAACUUUGACAUCUACCUGAGGAACAGUCGCGACGCGAUGUAUGCCAACCCCCCAUCAUCUCGCAAUGGCCAAGAGGAGAACGAAUGGCAUUCGAUGGGCAACACCUUCCUCCACAGCCUUAGCUCAUCAAUGCUGGGCGACCGACUUGCACUGAAUCAGCGCGUGGUGCAGCAACCGGGCGGUGACUAUGAUGACGACUCUGACGACAGCGACGACAUGGAUAUCGAUGGCCAGGACGACGACGAAGAGGACGACGACGAAGAGAUGGACCAGGAGGACGACGAGGAAAUCCCCGACGACGAGGAGGACGAAGAGAUCGACGACGACAUCUUUGACGGCGAAGAGUUUGCCGAGUUCCAAGACAACAUACUGGGGCUCAACGUCAACGAUGCCCGAAUGCUGUCCAAUAUCAUCGACCCUGGCGUGCUUAACCAGCUACUGCAGAUGAACAACGCUCUGCAGAUGCCCCCACACUUUGAUAUCAACAAUCUGCCUCGACCAAGAGGUGUCCAGCUCCAGUACCCUAUGUUCCCACAACAGCCCAACGCCGGUGUUGGCGUCAACAUGAAUGUGGUGCGCGAGCAGGACGACGUCAACUACGCACUCUCGUUCGAGCCGGAUCUGAUAAAGAUCCUGUCCAAAAUCACAAAGGAAGAGGAGGCUGCGCUCAAGCUCAAGGAGAAGGAGCUCAAGGCUAAGGAGAAGGCGUUGAAGCAGCAACAACAACAAGCAUCGUCAGAGGCUUCGUCAUCAUCGAUGCCACCCGCAACGGAGUCGACACAGGCCACUUCAACAUCGAGUCCACAACUUCAGAGUAGCAACUCACAGGUGCCAAUGGUGGUCGAGACAAGCAACUCAACCACGACACCGACGUUACAACCAAUGCAAUCGCCCCAAGUAUCAUCAGUAUCGUCCCCAUCGACUUCAGUGUCAUCAUCUGCAUCAUCAAUGCCAUCUUCCAUCUCGCAGUCACCACUCUUGUUCAAUCCAGACAUCGAUCUCAAUGUAUGGAGGAACAACAUGGAUAUCAAUCAGAUUGCGACCAACAUUGUACAGCCACCAACCAUCCCUACCAAUGAGCAACAGCAACAGGAUGCACCGCAAUCACCAGCUGUAGUAGCAGCCGAGACAACCAACAAUCAAGAUGUUGAUAUGCAUGAGGCAGAGGCAGAGGAGGAGGACGAGCCACAGUCUUCAUCAUCGUCUACGACCACAACGACAACCACCUCUACUACGACCACUUCUGAACCUGCCGCACCCCCUGCACCUGCCCCUUCAGCACCUCCAGUAGUCGCACCACAGCAGCCAGUCCAAGUUGAUCUUGGCAUUGACCCAACCUUCUUGGCUGAGCUCCCCGCUGAGCUUAGAGCAGAGGUCAUCUCGGCCCAACUGGGAACGAUCUAUCAGACCGAGAACAGACCAGAUAUUGUGAUCAACCCAGCCAGCAUGGCUGUGCUGCCAGAGGAGAUACGCAAUCAGGUAUUGGAGCAGCAGAGAGUGAUCUCUCAGCGUUACAGAGCUGCCCCACCACCCGCCGACAUCUCACACGCACAGGAGAUGGACAACGCGUCGUUCCUGGCCACUCUCCCACCAGACUUGCGUGAGGAGGUGUUGAUGAGCCAGCCCGAGGCAUUCUUAUCGACCCUCCCACCCGAGUUGCAUGCCGAGGCCGUUCGUCUGCGUGAGCGUGAUCGUUUCGAACUGCGCAAUGCAUUCGAGCGCAAUGUCUAUCUGCCGCGUGGCACUGCCAUGAAGAAUGCACCGUUGCCAAAGCCUAAGGCGUCACUCAAUCAGAGUGGUGAGUUGAUAAAGAAGGAGAACUUGAUACCCUUGCUCAAGAUACUCUACCUCGACCAGCCAUGGAAUCGUCAGCAGUUCUACGCCAUCCUACAACAGAUCUGCUCAUUCACAGACAACAGGAACCAGCUGCUCCAGUAUCUGUUCCAGAUACUCACGGCGUGUGAGCGUCCCAACCUGCACCGUGGCGCCGUCAAAGACAACUUCUCGCCCCUGGACGACCCGUGCCACCCAACACUCAAGUUCAAGCACUUUAGGACGUUCGAGGAGGCUGAUCACCCGCCCCUGCUGGUCAUCCGUCGCAUCUUGGACAUUCUCCAGAAUCUGAUCUCCAACAACAGCAACACAGUACAGUGGGUUUGCACUGAGCAAACGAUGCCACUGCCACCCUCCAAGAAGGGAAAGGAGAAGGGCGAUGCCAACGAGACAUUCAUGCCAUUGUGGCGUCUGUGUUCACUCGUCUCCAAUAAGGACAUCGUCAGGAAGUCCUCGCAUCUUGAGAAGCUGGUCACCAUCUUCCUGUCCGUGCUGGACACGGUCAAGGAGGUGCCGACCUUCCCCAAGCAGUUCAUCGACAGCUUCAUCGAUGCCAUGUUUGUGAGCGGCGACAAUAAGGUGGCACUCCUACUUGUACAUAUUGGAACGACCGAACAGAACAGGGCCUCGACACUAGAUGAGCUUACCUCCACGGCCAAGAAGCUUGUUCACAAGGUGAUCCACAACCUCAACAGUCUAAAGUCAUCGUUCAAGGAGUCUUCAGGAGGAGUGUCGCCGUCUCUCAUCGUGUCACUGUUGCCCAACUCGACCAAUGAGCAGAACCUGCUUCAAACACUCCAGACCAUGUCCUUGAUAUUGGCGCCCAAGAAGGAGGUCCCUCCAGCUGCUGCUGCUGCUCCACAAGCUGCCGCGCCACAAGCUGCUGCGCCACAGGCUGUUGUAGCACCACAGGCUCCUCCAGCAGAUGCAGUUGUCGAACCAGCAGUCAAUCAACCAGACCAAAUGGUCAUCGAGCCACAAGAAUCUGUUUCCACCACCACCACUACGACUACUACCACAACAACGACAUCAUCGUCAACAUCAUCGAAAGCUGAACCAAAGAUCACGACUAUUGGCGAGCACUUCAAGUACAACCCAGAGUUUGAGACAUUGUGGGAUGCAAUCAAGUCAUUCCUCACGUAUAUCAACGCGACUGAGAAGCACGAUCAGCCAGAGCCAAACAAACCCAAGCAGCUUACAAAGAAGAAGAAUUCCAGCGUACCCAUGUCCAACUUGGUGCUGCCACUCAUCGAGAUAUACUUCCAUUUGAACUCGCCCAACCCAGAGAAGCUCAAUGUCAACACAGUGCCCUCGUCGCCAAGUCUGACCGGACUGAAGCUGUCAUCACAGGGCACCAACACACCGCCAGCCGCCGACUACCAGACGAUGCGAUUCUUUGAGUUUGUCGAGCAGAACAAGAACCUGAUCAACGACCUUGUGCGCCAGGACAACUCCCUACUCAGUGGCUCGUGCAAGAUCCUGGUGAAGCUGCCUCGUUUCCUGGACUUUGACAACAAGCGAACAUAUUUUAGACAGUUCUUCCAAUCAAAGAAGGAUCGUGCCAACUCAAUCCGACUCAAGAUUCGCAGGAACCACAUCUUUGAGGACUCGUACACACAGCUGCGCAUGCGCCCUGCCGAUGAGUUCAAGGGCAAGCUGCACAUCCAGUUCUCAGGCGAGGAGGGCAUUGACGUGGGUGGUCUGCUGCGUGAGUGGUACCUGGUGCUCUCCAGAGAGAUGUUCAACCCAGGCUACGCCCUGUUCAAGACAUCCGCGGACAAUGUCACCUUCCAGCCCAACCCCGAGUCAUACAUCAACCCGGACCAUCUGUCCUACUUCAAGUUCAUUGGACGCAUCAUUGGCAAGGCGCUCUACGACGGACAGAUGCUCGACGCCUUCUUCACGCGUAGCUUCUAUAAGCACAUGUUGGGUCUGCCCAUCACCGUGACCGACAUGGAGGCGAUCGACCCCACCUACCACAAGAACCUCAUCUGGAUUCUCAACAACGACAUCACCAAUGUGCUCGACCUGACCUUCUCGACUGAGAUCGAUAUCUUUGACUCGACACGCGUCAUUGAGCUCAAGCCGGAUGGCGCCAACAUCCAGGUGACUGAGGACAAUAAGAUGGAGUAUGUGCGAUUGGUGGCCAACGUACGAAUGACCAACUCGAUCAAGGAGCAGAUUGCCAGCUUCCUGGAGGGCUUCCACGAGCUCAUCCCCAAGACAUUGAUCAGCAUCUUCAACGAGCUCGAGCUCGAGCUGCUCAUCUCUGGUCUCCCAGAGAUCGACAUUGACGACCUGCGCGCCAACACAGAGUACAGCGGAUACACGGCUGAGUCGUCUCAGAUCAAUUGGUUCUGGAGUGUUGUACAGAACCUAAGCAACGAGGAGAAGGCCUUGCUACUUCAGUUUGUCACUGGUACUUCAAAGGUGCCACUUGAUGGAUUCAAGGCAUUGAUAGGCAUGACAGGUCUACAGCGAUUCCAGAUACACAGGAUCAGAGGAAAUGCUCAUAGAUUACCUACUGCUCAUACUUGCUUUAAUCAAAUAGAUCUGCCCGAAUAUGAUUCAGCGGAACAACUGGAGAAGAUGCUCAAGAUUGCCAUUAGCGAGAACUCUGAAGGAUUUGGAUUCCAUUGA
Acytostelium subglobosum LB1 is the source of this 10017-nucleotide messenger RNA. RefSeq lists its product as hypothetical. The transcript is spliced from 6 exons. Gene Ontology annotation, molecular function: ubiquitin-protein transferase activity; protein binding. The coding region runs from base 1 to 10017 and encodes 3338 amino acids. Gene Ontology annotation, biological process: positive regulation of protein catabolic process; protein polyubiquitination; proteasome-mediated ubiquitin-dependent protein catabolic process. The record is from RefSeq and is a predicted model, not a curated record. Lineage: Eukaryota; Evosea; Eumycetozoa; Acytosteliales; Acytosteliaceae.